CAGCGCUUGUCUCCGUUUCCAAAGGAUGCAGUCCCACGAGGAGGAGGAUGUUGGGCUCGAGGCGGUCCAGGGCGCCCUCCAGCCGAUUUGGGACGCCAUGCUGGGACAUCGGGACGUCCUCACCUCCCCGCUGACGCCCGGGCUCAGCGCUCUCAUCAUCCACCUUGUUCUCUGCGCGCCUUUCUUUCUGCUCGACGUGCUCGCGUGCGUGUGUCCCCGCGUGCAUUCGUACCAGAUCUCCGAGAGCACUUCGGGAAAGCGCGUGCUGCGCAAUUGGAGUAUGACCCUCAAGAGGAUACUCGUGAACUACGCGGCGGUGAUCGUGCCGUUCACCGCGGUGCUGCAGUCCCUCACGAGCCCCCGGUUCCCGCUCCUCGCGCCCACCUGCUUGCAGCUCUGCGUCCACGUGGUGCUCUGCGUGCUGCUGUUCGAUCUGCUCUUCUUUGCGUGGCACUGGGCUAUGCACAGGUUCCGAUGGCUGUUCCUCCACGUCCACCUGCACCACCACCGACACCACCCCGUCCCCAUCGCCCUGGCCGCCCAGGACGCCGGCGCGGCCGAGGUGCUGUCGCAGCUGCUGCUGGCGCUGGGCACCGCCCGGCUCCUGGGGCUGCACCCCCUCAGCGAGGCCGCCUUCCACCUGCUCAACAGCUGGCUGGCCGUGGAGGACCACUGCGGCUACCGGCUGCCCUGGGGCCUCCAGGGGCUGCUGCCCCGGCUGGGCGCGGGGGCCCCCCACCACCAGCUCCACCACAGCCUCCAGAAGGGCAACUACGCCCCCUACUUCACCAUCUGGGACCGCCUCCUGGGCACGGAGCUCUGACGGCGUUGGCCGCGCCUCAGGGAUGACGGACGGGACGGGGGGCCAAUGAGACGCGGGGGUUUAGCCGCGCUGGUUGGGAAGUCGUUUUACUGAGGAAAACUAUGAAUGAAUGAAUUACUAUGGAUCUUUUAUUUUUAAAAGGGAAUGAAAUUAGGGAGAUGAUUAUGAUUAUUUCAUGGGAUCAUCUUAAAUAGUUAUUUUUUUGUGAAUAAAAUUUUAUAUUUAAUUUAAAGAGAAUGUUCUAGUCUAUCCGACCAACACGUCUCUGUGGUAGAGCCAUGCAUCAUGGAAUGCACGCUAUUGCACGGUUCUCAGCUGAGUCAGUCAGACUCAGUGCUACCGGAAACUCGACUGGAACGGGAGGAGUCGUCCACACGGGCGAAAAAGGAUAUUUUCCCCUCCUCUAUCCUUUGAUGCGUUUCAGCAAUAUCUCCGUAAAGACGGACUCAUGGCACAAGCACUCCUAGCUGUAGAAACGCUGUAGUAGAUAUUCAAGGCCACUCUGUGGCACUGGUUCUCCACCAACUGCGCCUGCGAAAUGUAUACAAACAUACAGUCGAGGAGGAGAAAGCAGUUGUUAAACCUUUUAGAUUGAGCAGAAAUCGAUCUAAUCCACCCUGGGACCUGGUUUCAGAGAAUUGUGUUUUCGGCCACUGAAAACGACGCUCGCCCCAAUCGCACAAGACGUAUGCAUUUUCAUAAAAUAAUAAUUUCUGUGUGGAUGGGGCCUCAGUGAUAGGGUGAGACCCUCCUGCCCCCACUACCCCAACCCGGAUCAGCGAUUGAAGAUGAGAUGAGAUUUAUUUUAAAGAAAUUAAAUUAUUUUAUUCAGGUAUGUUACACUGCUCAUUUAAAAGCAGGUACGAGUAUGAAAGAUGGUGGAUCACGAUGAAGCAUUUCCAGAAGUUAUGUCUAAAUUCAUAUGGAUUGGAAGCCCUAAGUUUGAGUCACUUAAAUCCUAGGCUAACGAGAACAAUCGCACCUCAAUCACAGAUCUUUAUGUAUUUCUUUUUUCUGCAUUUCAGUUUUCACGAGUAUCUUUCCACUGUCCAAAUGUAUUCAUUCAGAUAGGGGAGCGGAUCUGAAUGAUGAAUGACACUUUAUGAGGCUGCUGUUAGCCACCAGUGCUCACCACACAUGUUUCUGUUUAAAACAAUGAAAUCAUGAGCCCUGAGCAACCCCCUGACAUUCCUGAGAAUAAACCAAAAGCACAUUCAACUUCAU
Messenger RNA from Gadus chalcogrammus (walleye pollock), 2047 nucleotides. RefSeq names its product cholesterol 25-hydroxylase-like protein. Gene Ontology annotation, biological process: sterol biosynthetic process; cholesterol metabolic process. The coding region runs from base 26 to 823 and encodes 265 amino acids. The record is from RefSeq and is a predicted model, not a curated record. NCBI's taxonomy places the organism in Eukaryota, Metazoa, Chordata, Actinopteri, Gadiformes, Gadidae. The transcript is spliced from 2 exons. Gene Ontology annotation, molecular function: steroid hydroxylase activity; C-4 methylsterol oxidase activity; iron ion binding.